This is a messenger RNA of Xyrichtys novacula (pearly razorfish), 10568 nucleotides long. The record is from the annotation of a GenBank genome assembly. NCBI's taxonomy places the organism in Eukaryota, Metazoa, Chordata, Actinopteri, Labriformes, Labridae.
AUGAAGAAGAGCCGCAGCGUGCUGUCUGUGACUGGAGAAGAGGUGAGCAGGAGAAUAGAAACAAGCAGAGGUGUAGACAGAAAGACAAACGAGCCGACUGGAGGCAGAGCUGACGCUCAGAUUCAGAGAGUAUUUCCCUGAAUCCUUACAUGACUUAGAAACCUCGUGACUUUCACACAUCGAAGGCUCCCUUUGUCUUGUUGUCAAGGUCUCAGGAUGCUCUCAGAAGUCUGAGUGGUCAGUCUGUCUCUCACAGCCUCCUCUUACUCCGGCUGUGAAAAUCAAUCUCACUUUCAUCAUCAAAACACUGCAAAGGUCUGAGUUUAUCUCAAUGACGAGGAGGAAUAUUUGAUGUAAACAAGCGUCCCUCUUUCACUCAGCAUGUAAACAUUGAACCUGUGGGAUUAUAAUCAUGCUUUUAUAACACUGGGAUGAAGCUUUGGCUCGUUUUCAGCCACCCUCACAUAAAGCGGUGCCAAUUUUGGAUUCUGGAGGGACGCGCUCCAAACAGAUAUCAUGUAAAACCCAAAGAGACAUAAAGACUGAGUCACAGCUAGCAAGCACCCUUAAUUAAAUCCGUCUUUAUUCAACACACUUGACUGUUUAUUGCUGAGUAAAUUUAAUCACACAUUGCAUUUUUUCCACACGCUGGUUUUAAAGGCAGAGCUGUGUUAUGACCAAGCUAACAUCAUGGCUGAAGGACAUCAUACCGCACAUUAUCCCGCCACGCUUUUUUAUCGAUGACGCUCAGAGGCCAAUCAUAUACCUGUGUGUGUGUGUGUGUGUGUGUGUGUGUGUAUGUUUUCAUGUGUACUGUACGUGUGUGUGUGUUUAUGUGUAUGGAUGUGAGCAUCUCUCCACAUCUGGGUCUGGACGGCAUCAAACGCAGCAUGGAAGCAACACGGCACUGUUGCCUAGCAACUGCUACCAUUCCCCUAGUGUUUUGUUGCUACGGUACUGCAGUGCAGAUCAGCCUCUAAGAGCUCGGUCUGUAGAGGCCUUAUCCCAGACACACUCACACACAGACACACAUGUAGCUUCACAUACACGCACAGUCGGACGCAUACACACACAUGUAACCCAUCACGCACAUGCUCAGUCAUACGUGCACAUCGUCUCAUUUGUAGUCGGUGUUUUUGUGGAGAUUUUGGUCCCGGUCAGAAGUCAACAUGCUCGGAUAAACCUGCCAGAACAACAACAGUGUGAAUCAUGAUUACGUCUCCUCUCAUGAAUCGUCAUUUUAAGCCACAUUAUGAGAAUUUUGCAUUAAAUUAGGAGAAAGAAAAAUGUGUUAUAUCUGUUUCACCUUCCCUCCCUUCUGUCUCUCAGGGUAAUGACACAGAUAUAACAGGUGCUGGGGAGAAGGCGGAGUCAUCGCGCUACAGCCGAUCUUACACGUCUGGGGCCACACUCGGGGCCGAGCUACGCAGGGGGAGGAGCAGAAGACUGUCAUCGAGUCUCCAGGUAUUUAGCAUGGAGAUCCACUAACCGUUAACCCCUCUACCUCCUGUGGACUCAGUCUGACAGGAUCAUGAUUUUCAGAGGUUAAAUAUAGAAGAUUUUUUUUUAAAGAAGCUUCUGAAAACUUCAUCUUCAAAUCAAGAAAACUUCCACUUAUAGACAUUAGUCUUGGACAGAUGCCUCUGUGAGCCUUUUUUCAUCUGAAGCGUAUGUUUUGGAUUGGUUGUCGUGUCUCUCUUCUUUUUAAAGGUACAGUGUGGAUAAUUGAUCAGUAUUUAACUGAAUAGUGUGAUAAUAAUAAUACAUUCAUUAAAAUACUUAAAUUGGUGUGAAAUCGUCUGGCUACGACCAACGAGUAAUUGCCAUUAGUAGUUUUGUUUACCGUGAAUAUUAACCAAACAUGUAACAGCUGGAAGAAGAGGAGAGUAGCAGCUGUUGUCAUCAGUUUUGAUCGAUGAUUUUGACGGUUAAAACUUGGCCAACAAGGAUCGUACUUAUCAUUGAUCACAGGAGCGUCUUGUCCUCAAAGGUCACCAUCACUGCACUGAUGGAAGGGGUGAGCAAGGGGGGAGUUUUUCAGUCCACAUAUCCUUAAAUUUACCCAUUCAGUCCGUCUUCACCUUCGGUAAUUUGAGCUGAUUCUUAAUAUGUGUUUACAUCAACCUUAAAUUAGCCAUUAUACUCCAGAUACUAACAGAUUGAGGUUUAUUUUCAUUUUUUCCUUAAAACAGUGAAGAAUUAUUCGCUGCUUAGAAUAAUAAUAGCAAUAAUAUUCACAGAGGGUGCCUCAGAAGCUGACCUGGUUUUUCCACUUUCCAUCUCCUCGUUUGUUUCCAGCUGUUUCUGAUCUUUCUGUUUGUAAAAUUGUGUCUCAGUCUUCUAAGCAGCAGGUGACAGGUGAGCUUUACAGUCUUUUUUGUUUUUCUUUCCGAACUCUUCAGGUGCCUUGUUGGCUUCGCCCUCGAGACCGAACUCGUUCACCAGAGAUCCUGAAUAAUGUGUCCCGUCCAACAACUCUCCCCCUCCGCAUCCCACCACGCAUCUCCAUCACACAAGCAGACUCUGACAGGUCCUCACACAAUAUCCUCCUAAAUCUUAUCCUAACUUUGCAGAAAGUUUUAAUUUAGUCCUCUUUAACGAUCCAAUGUUUCUUCUUCUUCUUCUUCUUCUGUCUCCAGCUAUGAAACAGAAAACGGCGUGUCACCGGGUCACACCCCGCUGGGCUCCCAGAGUCCAGGCCUCACUUUGCACACCUCCUUUCCCCAGGGCCAGAGGAGAGAGUCCUUCCUCUACCGUUCUGACUCAGACUACGACAUGUCACCCAAGACAGUCUCACGUAACUCCUCCCUUGCCAGCGAAGGGUAAGACUCAUGAGACUCAAUGAAGGUGGGCGUUAAUUCGUACAGAGAGAUACAUCUUUCUUUUCCCUUUUUAACUCUCUCAGGCACACAGGAGAGGACUUCAUCGUCACACCUUUUGCUCAAGUGAGUCUUAGCGAACACCCUUCAUCCUUUCCUCAAGUCUCCCCUCAGCUCAUGUAGAUUUAUUCUCUACAUUUCUUCUGAUCGUUUAGGUUCUGGCCAGUUUGCGAUCAGUACGGAGCAACUUCACCAUUCUCGCCAACGUCUCCACACCAACAGUCAAGUCAGUGCAAAGAACUUUCAUGAGUGUUCAUGAGUUGUUGUAUUUUCGCACAUGUGUUGGUAUGAUGGCUGUUUUACUAAUCCAAGAGGCGGUCCAGACAUUGAGCGUCGGUUUCAUGCGUUACUUUAAGGUCAGUUCCAAACAGCAUGUGUACUGUGUCCUCAGGAGGUCGCCUCUGGGUGGGGUGUGCGUCAGUCCGAGGGCGUCACUCUCAGACCAGCAGUACCAGCAGCUCGCCCUGGACACACUGGAGGAGCUGGACUGGUGUUUGGACCAACUGGAGACCAUUCAGACACAUCGCUCUGUCAGUGAGAUGGCCUCCAAUAAGGUAGGGAAACAUCGCUGAGUGUAUAUUUUUAUGUAGACGUCAAAGUUUGGUUUAGCAUGUUUUCUUCAACAGUAGAGUAUCCAAUCAGAAAAGGAUCCUAUAAGAAUCAGUGUUAACCCUGAAGACAUCACAGUGUUUUUCAAAGGUGGGGUAGUCGGGAUAUGAGGAAGUUCCAGUUUUUAGCAGAAAUCUUGAAUGUAAACGCUACCCCUGCCAACCAGUUUUCCCCUUAGCGCCUCCUCUUCAGCAAGCCCCGCCCACAAACAGACGCUCCUGCUCGCUCGUAUCGUUCCAAUUAAAUUCAGAUAUAAUGCAGAUAAAUACUUCAGAUCAUUACAAAUGGGGCCCAGUCAAGGUGAAAGUAAACAGCAUUGGUGCUACUGUAGAUGCUAACAGACUACCAGCAAACACAAUGUUUGCAGGACUUCUACAACUAGGAUAAAGUGACAUAGUCCAGGACCCGAGGGAGGACAGUUUAGCGAUGGCGCUACAACACGCUACAGCAGGUCCGUUUGACAAGAAACACUUCUGUUACAGACACUUGUCUUACUUUGUUAAAGCGGUUUACCUGUCCAGCAGAAAGGUUACAGGGUCACCAAGAUCCCCAAGCGUCCCCCAUGGUUUAUGUUGACCCGGCUUUUUAGCUCUUGUCCGGUCUACCUCCGUUUUAAGCGCCCGUUAUUCCGCCAGAGUCUCCGGUAUUUACUUUGUUUUCUUGCUUGUGUCGGCAGUCGUGGCCAAAGGAGGAUUCAGACAAUUUUCCAAACUUUCUGGUUGGUUUCUACUGUCCGAUAUUGUAGCACGCUAACUUUGUUUGGGCUCCUGAACGACACGGGGGAGCAGCGUCUGCCUCACAACCAAUCAGGUUAGAGGAGGUGGAGAACGGCUUUGUUUACAGUCAGAAAGAACACAGAGAUAUCGUUAUAUUACCAAUUGUCAUCAAUAACUAAUAACUAUUGACUGAUAUUAAAAGCUUUUUUGUAUAUACACCACAAAAAAAGAUGCUUCUUUAACGGAUUCCUGCCUACCCCACCUUUAAUCCGGGUAAAACUUUUGUUUCACUAUCUUUCAUUUACUUCUCUUGGUCUCCGUGUCGAACAACAACAACAAAAGGAUCAAUCUUUGCUCAAAAAGGAAACUUAACAAUUCAUAAACUGUGUUUUUCAGUACAAACAGGCCUGUACUUGAUAUAUGGGUACAGGUUUGUAUGUAGAACGGCUCACCAUCACAUUCAGUCUGUAAAAACUGGAAGUUUGGCUGCCGGUUAAAUAGGAUUGAUCAGAUAAUUAAAGAAAUGAGCCCCAGGUGCCAGACGAACACCAGUUACUGUGAGGUAUCUUUAAGAGUUCUCUAAUUUUAAUCAGUCUUGUUUUGUUAAAUAUUUUCUUUUAAAACAUUUCUGAUCCCCUGAAUUUCCACUUUAAGAGCGAGCUUACAUGUUUUCAUGUUCCUGCUGGUUUGGUUCUUCUUCUCAGCUGCAGAUAAACAAUCGUUCAAGAGUCUAAAGAGAUCAGCUCUUCACCGUCUCUCCUCUCUCUGUUCUGCUCUCAUUCUGCCACAGUUUAAGAGGAUGUUGAACCGGGAGCUGUCCCACCUAUCAGAGAUGAGUCGCUCUGGUAACCAGGUGUCUGAAUACAUUUCCAGCACUUUCAUGGGUGAGAACAACCAGAAUUCUGUUUCUGUUUACAUCACUUCAUGACCCCUCUGCAAGAUAAAGAUAACCGAUGUCUUUGUGUUUGUCCGUCAACCUGCAGACAAGCAAAACGAGGUUGAGAUCCCGUCUCCCACCCUGAAAGACAAACCCAUGAGUCACAUCAGCGGAGUGAGGAAACUGUCUCACAGCUCCAGCCUCUCCAGUACUUCCAUGCCUCGCUUUGGUGUCAACACAGACCAUGAGGACGAGCUAGCUAAGGUCUUGUUUGUCUGUUUUUCACUAAAUCACUCAAAACAUGUCGUACUAAUCAAUCCCUGUUCAGACUUUGACUGAGCCCAUCACCCUGAUCAACAAAACAUCAUUAAUGAUUCAGGAGCUCCUUGUUUUGACUCGCCACAGGAAUAGUUUGGUUUCUUAUAGAUGGAUUUGUAUGAAGUCAGCUGGACCCCUUUAUUCAGAAACUGUCCAUGAAAGUUCGGCUGUAAACCGCUUCAGAGGAGACCAACUGGACCCCAAAGAAAGUCAGACCAGACGUUUGAGUCAUGUCUGUUAUUUUGGGAUGCAACACAUAUGUGCGUGUUACUUUGCCUGCAGCGCACAGAUCAGCUGUUCGGGUCCAGGAUGAGAGAGUCAACUUGAAUUUCAUCUUGUGCUCUGAUUAUUUGGUGGACAGAUCUGAGUCCCAUUUCUGACAGCUGUAGCUCUGCGAACUCACAGUUCUCACACCUGAAACACCAGUUACUUAAAAUCUCUUCUGCUCUCCAGUUAGUUCAGAUGUUUCUCCCCCCUCUGCCUUUGGUUGAGUCUAGUUCUUCCUCUGUACAGGCGUCCUCAUCUGUCAUUGUCACUCUCAGAAUCCCUCAUUAGUCUGUGGAAGCUCGCAGUCCUGGUAGUUGAGCUGCAGGCAGAGGAAUAAGUACGUAAUUCAUCCAGAAACAAAGUGGGGUAGCUUGACCCCAUCUGUGAUGGUUGAUCGCCUUUAGCUUCAAUAUUUGGUCUGCAAUCGGUUUCUGAACUGGCUAACUCCAGUCAUAUGAAAAUAAUACAUUCAUUCCAUAUAAAUUCAGAGUCUUUAGAUAACUGUCCCACUUCAAAGAGUACGUUUCCAUUUUGUCUUCCAUCCUGUGUGUCAUUUCUUCAUAUGCUGUAACUAUUAAAAUAUCAUAUAUACAUACAUCCACACACACACACACACACACACACACACAUACAUAUAUACAUAUAUAUAUAUAUAUAUAUAUAUGUAUCAUAACAUAAUUUUAGACAGGUAGUUUUGUCUGAACCUCCCAGCUCUUUGUUUAUAGUCAUAAAUAUCCCUCAUCAUUCAUGUUUUCUGUUUGUAAAAUGUUUCUCUGUUUGACUGUGAGAUAACUACAGAUUGACUUUAUAAGGAAUAGAUGAAGGUGAUGCAAUUCAUAAUGAAGCCCAUCAUAUUAGAUUAAAUCAGAUUAGAUUAGAUUAGAUUGGAUUAGACAUCUGUAAUUGGUUUGGUUUCACUUAACGAUGUCUCGAUAAUGCCCUCUGAUCACAAACUUAGAAACAUGUCAGAUCAACUUUCUUUGUAUCUAAAACAUUAAUCAUUCUGUCGGAAAAAAUCACAUUUUUUGUGUCUGUGUGCGUGCAUGUGUGUGUGUGUGUGUUGGCUCGAGCAGGAACUGGAGGAUCUGGACAAGUGGAGUUUUAACAUAUUCAGAGUAGCCGAGUUCUCCAACAACAGACCUCUGAGCUGCGUCAUGUACGCCAUCUUCCAGGUAAACACAGAGAGUGUGUGAGCGUGUGUGUCUGUGGGAGUGUGAGUGUGUGUCUGUGGGAGUGUGAGUGUGUGUCUGUGGGAGUGUGAGUGUGUGUCUGUGGGAGUGUUUGUUGUCUGUGGGAUCGUUCUCACCUGAGGUGUUUGGAGCUUGUUUAUGUUCACAGUAUUUUACCAUCAGGCGUUAACUUUCUCUCUGGGUGAGAGCUCAGGUAUGAAUGUGAGAUUGAAUGGCUGGAGCUGCACUGAGAGUGUGUGUGUGUGUGUGUGUGUGUGUGUGUGUGUGUGUGUGUGUGUGUGUGUGUGUGUGUGUCAAAUCUCCUCUGAACAAUGCCACCACCACACAGAAGAGGAGAAAAUCCCUCAUCUCCACCUGUUGUUGGCCUCGCUCGCUCGCUCGCUCGGCGCCCUCGGCGGUUGUCCUGUUCUCCCGGAGGCUAAAUUGCCUCCAGCUGACAGCUGAUGGGUUUCCAGAUUGGACUUGAACAGACUCAGAGUUCUGUUUCCUCUCCUCUCCCCUCAGGAACGAGAGCUGUUGAAGACGUUUCGGAUCCCAGUCGACACCUUUGUCACUUAUGUGAUGACCCUCGAGGACCAUUACCAUGGAAACGUAGCGUACCACAACAGCCUCCAUGCUGCAGAUGUCACCCAGUCGACACACGUCCUCCUCUCGACCCCGGCUCUUGAUGUAUGUUCACAACCACACACACACACACACACUCCAGUUAUGGUGUUCAUUCCCAUCCUAGUGGGUCUUAAAAAAGCUCUUUAUUUAAUUUUUAAUGCGAAAAAGUGAAGAACUUGAUUAUCAAACCAAAGCUGAAAAGACAUUUUCCCUUUGCAUGAAGCACAGCGGUGUUGUUGGUUCUGUUUCAGGUUUUUAUAGGUCAGGAAAAAAGAAGUUUAACUGUUUUACAACCUGGAACAUCUUAACUUCUUUUGACAGCAAAUUAAAUCAGGUACUUUAACGGUCCUAUAUGAUGAAAAACACAUUUUUCCUCGUCAGAUUUGAGUGUGGAAGCAAAUAAAGUCACUGCUUUAGUGAUGGUGAUGAAAUGACAGGAGUAAGUGGUCUAAGCGUGCAUAAGAAACCACUUCCACUCCUCGGCACUUCCACUUCCUGACACCAUUGUGGUUUUCCUGUCGUGUUUCACAGCCGAGAUGUCAGAGGUUAGAGGAACACACGUUAACGGGGUUUGUGUUGGUGGUUGAAAAUAUGAACACAACAGAAAACAGAGUUUGUAAAAAAGGAGAGAAAGUAGAAACUGCUCAGUCUUCCCCUCUGUUGGAGGUCCGAUUCUGAGUCAUAGUUGAAGUAAAGUGGUGCAGGUUCUUCUGGUGCGCUCACCAUGUUUGUUUUGGUGUUUUUCCACCUCUGCACCGGUCUGCACCCUCACCAACCUACACUCAGACUUCUUCAUAAUGAGGUUCCUCACUGAGAGGCUGCCUUUCUUCCAUUUUUGACACUUGUUUUAUAAAACUGUUGAAUUCGUAUUUUUCCCCUUCUGCUCUUCUUCCUGUCCCGUCAGGCUGUCUUUACAGACCUGGAGAUCCUCGCUGCUCUGUUUGCCGCAGCUAUCCAUGAUGUAGACCACCCUGGAGUCUCUAACCAGUUUCUCAUCAACACAAGUGAGCACAAACACACACUCACACUCACACACUCAGAACAAACUGGAACAUACCCAGACGUUUGCACCAAUCCCUCCUGUUCUCCCCUUCCCUCUGUGCUCAGACUCAGAGCUGGCCCUCAUGUAUAAUGAUGAGUCUGUUCUGGAGAACCACCACCUCGCCGUGGGCUUCAAGCUUCUGCACCAGGAGAACUGUGACAUCUUCCAGAACCUCACCAAGAGACAGCGCCAGAGCCUUCGCAAGCUGGUCAUCGAUAUGGUCAGGGCUUUGUUUACAUCGAUGCACGACAGGAAUCACUCAAGUCUGCCGACCGGUUUGGUGUUGACUGUUUGUGUUCGGUCUCGUCUCUGUCUGCAGGUGUUGGCCACAGAUAUGUCCAAACACAUGACCCUGCUGGCUGACCUGAAGACCAUGGUGGAGACCAAAAAGGUGACCAGCUCAGGUGUGCUCCUCCUCGACCAUUACACAGAACGGAUACAGGUAAGAGCUCCUCUAUACCCGUCCAUACGACUGCUCUAUCACACACACUGUGACCUGAAAUAAAUCAACUAAACUUAGUCUGGUCUCUGUGAAGGUGCUGAGGAACAUGGUGCACUGUGCGGACCUGAGUAACCCCACCAAGUCGCUGCUGUUGUACCGACAGUGGACGGAGAGGAUCAUGGAGGAGUUCUUCAGACAGGGAGACAAAGAGCGAGAGAGAGGGAUGGAGAUCAGCGCCAUGUGUGACAAACACACCGCCUCUGUGGAGAAGAGCCAGGUAGCACUCCAUCAGUGGAGACAACUGGAUAUUAGAGGAGUUCUGCCUGACCUUAUAAAAGCAACAUGAGUCCAAACUAGAUUAAAAAAAAUCUGUUUGAUGAGACUCAAACUUUUGAGUCCUCAGGGCUGUUUUUCAGGCCGUCAGGAUAAGGACAGCUGUCAAACACCGAUCCUUUUGAGACGGUAUUUAGUUUAAACUUACCUCAACUCCUCAGAGCAAAAUUCUGAUGCCACCAUAAAUUACAGAUGUUUGUAUUUAUUAAUAUAAUUUAACGAUAUUUACAUUUUUUAGCACAAAAUUAAACUAAGAUUAAAACUUCAGCAGUAAAAAAACUUGGAGCGAUCACUCAUGAUUUAUUUUUGGGUCAUCGUGCAGAAUCUUCAGUGUGUCUUAAAAUGAAAAUACCAUCUUUUCACUGACUUUUCUUUUACUCACAUAUGUUUGAUUUUCUGAAACUUAUUAUAUAUUCUGUGUUUUCACUAACCGCUCAUUAUCGUGAUCUCUCUUUCCUUUUCUCCAGGUGGGUUUCAUCGACUACAUCGUCCACCCGCUGUGGGAGACGUGGGCCGACCUAGUCCACCCUGACGCCCAGGAGCUGCUGGACACACUGGAGGAGAACAGGGAGUGGUAUCUGAACACCAUGCCCCAGUCCCCCUCACCUCCCCCGGACAGACACCUCCAGCACGACCGCUUCCAGUUUGAACUCACUCUGGAGGACCUCGAACACAACAACCACAACCACGUACACCUGAGGAGCAGCAACAGCAGGAGCGGCGGCAGGAAAGCUAUCUGCGAAGACGGCGCUGAAGACGGAACGAAGGAGGAGAAAGACGAGCAAAGAGGGGAGGAGCAGAACCAUGUAGACACUGAAGACGAGGAGAAUCACAACAGCGAACAGAACGGGUUGGGAGGUGAGGAGGAGGAGAGUGGAGAAAAAGAGGGUGAGGAAGAGAGGGAAAAUACAGAGGAGGAGAAAGGAGAGGAGGAAAAUGAGCAGACGGAGGAGGAGCAGAAUCAGGACACAGGGCAGGAGCAGGAAGAGGGUGAUGAGGAAGGUGAUGAGGAAGGUGAGGAGAAGGAAGAAGUAGAGGAGGAGUUAGAGGAUGAAAACAAGGAGGCAGAAGAGGAGGAGGAAGAAGUGGAAGGUGAGACAGAGGAGGCAGAGACGGAGGAUAAGGAGGAGGACGAGGAGGUAGAAACAGAGGCAGCUGGUGAAGAGGAGGAGGUCGUAGAAACAGAGGAAGCUGGAGAAGAGGAGGAGGAGGUAGAAACAGAGGAAGCUGGAGAAGAGGAGGAGGAGGCUGCAGAAGGGGAAGAAGAGGAGGAGGGGGAGGAUAGUUAG